UUGUGGGGAAUAGCGAAGAAAACUACCACUGAAUCAGAGGAAACUUCUACAACUACGUAUUCUCCCACAACUGAAACUACUACAGUAACAACUGAGGGAACCACUGAAAGCGAAGAAACUACCACUGAAUCAGAGGAAACUUCUACAACUACAUAUUCUCCCACAACUGAAACUACUACAGUAACAACUGAGGGAACCACUGAAAGCGAAGAAACUACCACUGAAUCAGAGGAAACGUCUACAACUACGUAUUCUCCCACAACUGAAACUACUACAGUAACAACUGAGGGAACCACUGAAAGCGAAGAAACUACCACUGAAUCAGAGGAAACUUCUACAACUACAUAUUCUCCCACAACUGAAACUACUACAAGGAAAACGUCUACAACUACGUAUUCUCCCACAACUGAAACUACUACACUAACAACUGAGGGAACCACUGAAAGCGAAGAAACUACCACUGAAUCAGAGGAAACGUCUACAACUACGUAUUCUCCCACAACUGAAACUACUACAGUAACAACUGAGGGAACCACUGAAAGCGAAGAAACUACCACUGAAUCAGAGGAUACUUCUACAACUACGUAUUCUCCCACAACUGAAACUACUACAGUAACAACUGAGGGAACCACUGAAAGCGAAGAAACUACCACUGAAUCAGAGGAUACUUCUACAACUACCGAAGAAACUACCACUGAAUCAGAGGAAACUUCUACAACUACCUAUUCUCCCACAACUGAAACUACUACAGUAACAACUGAGGGAACCACUGAAAGCGAAGAAACUACCACUGAAUCAGAGGAAACUUCUACAACUACCUAUUCUCCCACAACUGAAACUACUACAGUAACAACUGAGGGAACCACUGAAAGCGAAGAAACUACACUGAAUCAGAGGAAACUUCUACAACUACCUAUUCUCCCACAACUGAAACUACUACAGAAACAUCUACAACUACGUAUUCCCCCACAACUGAAACUACUACCAGUAACAACUGAGGGAACUACAGAUUGCGAAGAAACUACCACUGAAUCAGAGGAAACUUCUACAACUACCUAUUCUCCCACAACUGAAACUACUACAGUAACAACUGAGGGAACCACUGAAAGCGAAGAAACUACCACUGAAUCAGAGGAAACUUCUACAACUACUUAUUCUCCCACAACUGAAACUACUACAGUAACAACUGAGGGAACCACUGAAAGCGAAGAAACUAACACUGAAUCAGAGGAAACUUCUACAACUACAUAUUCUCCCACAACUGAAACUACUACAGUAACAACUGAGGGAACCACUGAAAGCGAAGAAACUACCACUGAAUCAGAGGAAACUUCUACAACUACGUAUUCUCCCACAACUGAAACUACUACAGUAACAACUGAGGGAACCACUGAAAGCGAAGAAACUACCACUGAAUCAGAGGAAACUUCUACAACUACGUAUUCUCCCACAACUGAAACUACUACAGUAACAACUGAGGGAACCACUGAAAGCGAAGAAACUACCACUGAAUCAGAGGAAACUUCUACAACUACUUAUUCUCCCACAACUGAGACUACUACAGUUACAACUGAGGGAACUACUGAAAGCGAAGAAACUACCACUGAAUCAGAGGAAACUUCUACAACUACAUAUUCUCCCACAACUGAAACUACUACAGUAACAACUGAGGGAACCACUGAAAGCGAAGAAACUACCACUGAAUCAGAGGAAACUUCUACAACUACAUAUUCUCCCACAACUGAAACUACUACAGUAACAACUGAGGGAACCACUGAAAGCGAAGAAACUACCACUGAAUCAGAGGAAACUUCUACAACUACCUAUUCUCCCACAACUGAAACUACUACAGUAACAACUGAGGGAACCACUGAAAGCGAAGAAACUACCACUGAAUCAGAGGAAACUUCUACAACUACCUAUUCUCCCACAACUGAAACUACUACAGUAACAACUGAGGGAACCACUGAAAGCGAAGAAACUACCACUGAAUCAGAGGAAACUUCUACAACUACUUAUUCUCCCACAACUGAAACUACUACAGUAACAACUGAGGGAACCACUGAAAGCGAAGAAACUACCACUGAAUCAGAGGAAACUUCUACAACUACAUAUUCUCCCACAACUGAAACUACUACAGUAACAACUGAGGGAACCACUGAAAGCGAAGAAACUACCACUGAAUCAGAGGAAACUUCUACAACUACGUAUUCUCCCACAACUGAAACUACUACAGUAACAACUGAGGGAACCACUGAAAGCGAAGAAACUACCACUGAAUCAGAGGAAACUUCUACAACUACAUAUUCUCCCACAACUGAAACUACUACAGUAACAACUGAGGGAACCACUGAAAGCGAAGAAACUACCACUGAAUCAGAGGAAACGUCUACAACUACGUAUUCUCCCACAACUGAAACUACUACAGUAACAACUGAGGGAACCACUGAAAGCGAAGAAACUACCACUGAAUCAGAGGAAACUUCUACAACUACGUAUUCUCCCACAACUGAAACUACUACAGUAACAACUGAGGGAACCACUGAAAGCGAAGAAACUACCACUGAAUCAGAGGAAACUUCUACAACUACUUAUUCUCCCACAACUGAGACUACUACAGUUACAACUGAGGGAACUACUGAAAGCGAAGAAACUACCACUGAAUCAGAGGAAACUUCUACAACUACAUAUUCUCCCACAACUGAAACUACUACAGUAACAACUGAGGGAACCACUGAAAGCGAAGAAACUACCACUGAAUCAGAGGAAACUUCUACAACUACCUAUUCUCCCACAACUGAAACUACUACAGGAACCACUGAAAGCGAAGAAACUACCACUGAAUCAGAGGAAACUUCUACAACUACCUAUUCUCCCACAACUGAAACUACUACAGUAACAACUGAGGGAACCACUGAAAGCGAAGAAACUACCACUGAAUCGGAGGAAACAUCUACAACUACGUAUUCCCCCACAACUGAAACUACUACAGUAACAACUGAGGGAACUACAGAUUGCGAAGAAACUACCACUGAAUCAGAGGAAACUUCUACAACUACCUAUUCUCCCACAACUGAAACUACUACAGUAACAACUGAGGGAACCACUGAAAGCGAAGAAACUACCACUGAAUCAGAGGAAACUUCUACAACUACAUAUUCUCCCACAACUGAAACUACUACAGUAACAACUGAGGGAACCACUGAAAGCGAAGAAACUACCACUGAAUCAGAGGAAACUUCUACAACUACGUAUUCUCCCACAACUGAAACUACUACAGUAACAACUGAGGGAACCACUGAAAGCGAAGAAACUACCACUGAAUCAGAGGAAACUUCUACAACUACCGAAGAAACUACCACUGAAUCAGAGGAAACAUCUACAACUACAUAUUCUCCCACAACUGAAACUACUACAGUAACAACUGAGGGAACCACUGAAAGCGAAGAAACUACCACUGAAUCAGAGGAAACUUCUACAACUACUUAUUCUCCCACAACUGAGACUACUACAGUAACAACUGAGGGAACCACUGAAAGCGAAGAAACUACCACUGAAUCAGAGGAAACUUCUACAACUACGUAUUCUCCCACAACUGAAACUACUACAGUAACAACUGAGGGAACCACUGAAAGCGAAGAAACUACCACUGAAUCAGAGGAAACAUCUACAACUACAUAUUCUCCCACAACUGAAACUACUACAGUAACAACUGAGGGAACCACUGAAAGCGAAGAAACUACCACUGAAUCAGAGGAAACUUCUACAACUACUUAUUCUCCCACAACUGAGACUACUACAGAAACUUCUACAACUACGUACUCUCCCACAACUGAGACUACUACAGUAACAACUGAGGGAACCACUGAAAGCGAAGAAACUACCACUGAAUCAGAGGAAACUUCUACAACUUCUUAUUCUCCCACAACUGAGACUACUACAGUAACAACUGAGGGAACCACUGAAGCGAAGAAACUACCACUGAAUCAGAGGAAACUUCUACAACUACGUACUCUCCCCACAACUGAGACUACUACAGUAACAACUGAGGGAACCACUGAAAGCGAAGAAACUACCACUGAAUCAGAGGAAACUUCUACAACUACAUAUUCUCCCACAACUGAAACUACUACAGUAACAACUGAGGGAACCACUGAAAGCGAAGAAACUACCACUGAAUCAGAGGAAACUUCUACAACUACGUAUUCUCCCACAACUGAAACUACUACAGUAACAACUGAGGGAACCACUGAAAGCGAAGAAACUACCACUGAAUCAGAGGAAACUUCUACAACUACGUAUUCUCCCACAACUGAAACUACUACAGUAACAACUGAGGGAACCACUGAAAGCGAAGAAACUACCACUGAAUCAGAGGAAACUUCUACAACUACUUAUUCUCCCACAACUGAGACUACUACAGUAACAACUGAGGGAACCACUGAAAGCGAAGAAACUACCACUGAAUCAGAGGAAACUUCUACAACUACGUAUUCUCCCACAACUGAAACUACUACAGUAACAACUGAGGGAACCACUGAAAGCGAAGAAACUACCACUGAAUCAGAGGAAACUUCUACAACUACCGAAGAAACUACCACUGAAUCAGAGGAAACGUCUACAACUACGUAUUCUCCCACAACUGAAACUACUACAGUAACAACUGAGGGAACCACUGAAAGCGAAGAAACUACCACUGAAUCAGAGGAUACUUCUACAACUACGUAUUCUCCCACAACUGAAACUACUACAGUAACAACUGAGGGAACCACUGAAAGCGAAGAAACUACCACUAAAUCAGAGGAUACUUCUACAACUACCGAAGAAACUACCACUGAAUCAGAGGAAACUUCUACAACUACCUAUUCUCCCACAACUGAAACUACUACAGUAACAACUGAGGGAACCACUGAAAGCGAAGAAACUACCACUGAAUCGGAGGAAACAUCUACAACUACGUAUUCCCCCACAACUGAAACUACUACAGUAACAACUGAGGGAACUACAGAUUGCGAAGAAACUACCACUGAAUCAGAGGAAACUUCUACAACUACCUAUUCUCCCACAACUGAAACUACUACAGUAACAACUGAGGGAACCACUGAAAGCGAAGAAACUACCACUGAAUCAGAGGAAACUUCUACAACUACAUAUUCUCCCACAACUGAAACUACUACAGUAACAACUGAGGGAACCACUGAAAGCGAAGAAACUACCACUGAAUCAGAGGAAACUUCUACAACUACGUAUUCUCCCACAACUGAAACUACUACAGUAACAACUGAGGGAACCACUGAAAGCGAAGAAACUACCACUGAAUCAGAGGAAACUUCUACAACUACGUAUUCUCCCACAACUGAAACUACUACAGUAACAACUGAGGGAACCACUGAAAGCGAAGAAACUACCACUGAAUCAGAGGAAACAUCUACAACUACAUAUUCUCCCACAACUGAAACUACUACAGUAACAACUGAGGGAACCACUGAAAGCGAAGAAACUACCACUGAAUCAGAGGAAACUUCUACAACUACUUAUUCUCCCACAACUGAGACUACUACAGUAACAACUGAGGGAACCACUGAAAGCGAAGAAACUACCACUGAAUCAGAGGAAACUUCUACAACUACGUAUUCUCCCACAACUGAAACUACUACAGUAACAACUGAGGGAACCACUGAAAGCGAAGAAACUACCACUGAAUCAGAGGAAACUUCUACAACUACGUAUUCUCCCACAACUGAAACUACUACAGUAACAACUGAGGGAACCACUGAAAGCGAAGAAACUACCACUGAAUCAGAGGAAACUUCUACAACUACUUAUUCUCCCACAACUGAAACUACUACAGUAACAACUGAGGGAACCACUGAAAGCGAAGAAACUACCACUGAAUCAGAGGAAACUUCUACAACUACUUAUUCUCCCACAACUGAGACUACUACAGUUACAACUGAGGGAACCACUGAAAGCGAAGAAACUACCACUGAAUCAGAGGAAACUUCUACAACUACGUAUUCCCCCACAACUGAAACUACUACAGUAACAACUGAGGGAACUACAGAUUGCGAAGAAACUACCACUGAAUCAGAGGAAACUUCUACAACUACAUACUCUCCUACAACUGAAACUACUACAGUAACAACUGAGGGAACCACUGAAAGCGAAGAAACUACCACUGAAUCAGAGGAAACUUCUACAACUACGUAUUCUCCCACAACUGAAACUACUACAGUAACAACUGAGAGAACCACUGAAAGCGAAGAAACUACCACUGAAUCAGAGGAAACUUCUACCACUACAUAUUCUCCCACAACUGAAACUACUACAGUAACAACUGAGGGAACCACUGAAAGCGAAGAAACUACCACUGAAUCAGAGGAAACUUCUACAACUACGUAUUAUCCCACAACUGAAACUACUACAUUGACAACUGAGGGAACCACUGAAAGCGAAGAAACUACCACUGAAUCAGAGGAAACUUCUACAACUACGUAUUCCCCCACAACUGAAACUACUACAGUAACAACUGAGGGAACUACAGAUUGCGAAGAAACUACCACUGAAUCAGAGGAAACUUCUACAACUACAUACUCUCCUACAACUGAAACUACUACAGUAACAACUGAGGGAACCACUGAAAGCGAUGAAACUACCACUGAAUCAGAGGAAACUUCUACAACUACGUAUUCUCCCACAACUGAAACUACUACAGUAACAACUGAGGGAACCACUGAAAGCGAAGAAACUACCACUGAAUCAGAGGAAACUUCUACAACUACAUAUUCUCCCACAACUGAAACUACUACAGUAACAACUGAGGGAACCACUGAAAGCGAAGAAACUACCACUGAAUCAGAGGAAACUUCUACAACUACGUAUUCUCCCACAACUGAAACUUACUACAGUAACAACUGA
Messenger RNA from Phyllotreta striolata, 6918 nucleotides. NCBI's taxonomy places the organism in Eukaryota, Metazoa, Arthropoda, Insecta, Coleoptera, Chrysomelidae. The record is from the annotation of a GenBank genome assembly.